Messenger RNA from Malassezia sympodialis ATCC 42132, 2946 nucleotides. RefSeq lists its product as uncharacterized. The record is from RefSeq and is a predicted model, not a curated record. NCBI's taxonomy places the organism in Eukaryota, Fungi, Basidiomycota, Malasseziomycetes, Malasseziales, Malasseziaceae. Gene Ontology annotation, molecular function: protein binding.
AUGUUCAAGGCCAACAAAGGGCCCCACUAUGCCCGCGAGCUGCACAAUGCACGCCUCCGUGGUCUCGCGUUCUGGCACACGGACCCUGCACACGAAGCACCGGCCGAUCGCGACGCUGGGCCCCAGGGACCCGGCGGCGCCUCCGCGGACGCCUUUCAUACCCUGCUUCGCAAGUUCAGCAAGCACAACCCCCAGUCGCUCACGACCGCGCGCAUCGCGACUAUCGAGCACGACAUGCAGCGCUACAUGUCCACCUUUCUCCGUGCACAGGGCUUCCGCGAUGCAUCGCACGCCAACGACGGCCCCAGCGGCGCCGCCCUGCCCCCCGUCAUGGACGCGAGCGACGCGUCCGCGAAGCAGGUGCAGGACCUCGUCGCCGAGCUGCAGUCGCUCGCGCGCGCCACGGCCGGCGAUUCGUACGAUGCCACGGCGUGCGUGGCACUCUCGGCCUUGGGCCUCUUCCUGCUAGGUCGCGAUGAGGAGGUGACGCAGCUUGUCACGCAGACACACCUCCUGCAGAUGGACCCCAGCGCCGGCACCCCGGCCACUGAGCACCACGUCGCGCUCGCGAUGAUGGGCGCCGUCCUGCACGGCAUGGCGCAGGAGCGCUCCCGCGCCGACCUGAGCGGGGCGCUCCAGGCGUACAGCUACGCCAUCCGCCUGCACGAGCGCAUGCGCAGCGGCGCAGCGGUCGCACGCACCAUGCCCUUUGUCGAUGAGAUGGAGCGCUGGGCCGAGACGGCGCUGUACCGCUCAGCGCUCCUCACGCUGCGCCUGCGCGGCACCGAAGCCGGUGUCGAGGCCCUGCGUGUGUACCAGGCGCACGAGACGCGCUGGCCCUCCUGGUUCUGCCUGACGCAGCGCAACGUGCUGCGCUCGCUGCAUGCCGAUCUGCUCAACCAGCAGCGCGGCUCGGUCGGCGCGCUGGCGCCGGGCACCGUGCGUGCCCCUGAUGCGACGGGCCCCCGCACGACCUCGACACGCCGCCCCCACGGCGCGGCGGCCCUCGGUGCUGCACCGCCGUCCUGGUCAGCCGAGUAUGCCAAGCUCAAGACAAGUGCAGCACAGCUCCUGCAGUCGACGCCGUCGUUUCCCCACGCAAACGAGUCUAAUGCGCAGGCGGAGCGCCUCGCUGAGCAGCUUGUCGAGAGCUGGCGCCUGGACGGCGCGCACGAUGUGCAGGGUGCGGACGACGUCGUGCAGCUGUUGUAUGGCUUCACACGCAUCACGUUCCGCUCUAUGACGGUCCUGCGCCUCCUCGUGCACAUGCUCGUCGCCGCCGAGGCGUACGCGGAGGCGGGCGCCCUCGUGGACAAGUACCGCUCGCUCGUCGACACCACGUGGGAGGCGAGCGGCCGUCCCGCGCAGCGCGACACGUCGGCUUUGCGGGCCGUGGACGGGCCGCUCGAGUACAUUGACACGCUCCUGCUCGGUGCGAUGGUGCAUCUGCGGUACCUGCGCCAGCCCAAGGACGCACUCUCACUCACAGAAGCCUUGCUCGCGCUCGUGCAGGACGCGCACGCUGCGGUGCCGUCUACGGUGGCCGCGCGUGUGUGGCGUGUGGGUGCCGAGGUGCGGGCAUCGCUGGUGCCGGCGGCGCUGCCAGCGGAGCGCUCGGCGUACCUGGUCGAGGCGCAGCAGGCGCUCGAGGAGGCCGUGUCGCUCGAUGACCAGGCGGCCGAGUCGUUCUGGGCGCUCGGCUAUGUGCAUGCACUCGCGCGCCAUGUGGAUGCGGCCACGGCCGCGGUGCGCCGGGCGAUUGAACUGGAGCCUGCAUGGAUCGAGGCGUGGCACCUGCUUGUGCUGCUCCUCACGGCACAGAAGGACUUUGCCGGAGCGCGGCGCCUCGCGGCCGAGGCACUCUCGCGCAUCGAGGCGGACGAUGAGGCGGACAUGCUGCCCGCCGGCGAGGCGCCGCGGCCGUCGACGUCCUUACGAACGCGGCUGGUGUCGCUGGACUACGAGCCGACGCCGUUCGAGCGGGCCUGCACCUAUGUGCGCCUGCUCAUGACGCACAACACGCUCGUUGAGCUGACCGAGGGCGUGCCGAGCGCGCUCGAGGACCAGCGCGACCUCUUUACGGCAUACCAGGUGCAUGUGGCGCCUCUGUCCACCACGCGCAUGGCCCCGAGCGACAUGACGGCGCAGGCGCCCGAGUUCGUGCAGCCGCCCGCCGCGGCGCUCGCCGCGUCGCCGGCCGAGGCGCGCCUCGCGUUCCGUGUGCGUGUGGCUACGCGCCUCCUACAGAGCCUCUGGCUUCAGAGUGCCGCCACGUUCCGCCGCGGCGACGACCUCGUGCAGGCGCGCAGCGCCAUCGCCGAGGCCGAGCAGCUCGACACGCGCUGGGCGGACGUGUGGGUCCAGCUGGCGCUGUGGUGCCGCGCCGCGGCGCCGCCGGUGGAGUCGGCUAUCACGUGCCUCUACAAGGCGCUCGCGUGUGAAACGGACCAUGUCGCUGCGAGUGUGCACCUGGCGCGUGUGCUGCUGGACGCGUCCGAGGAGCUCCCGCUGCGUGCGUCGCAUGCCGGCACCCUGUCGGCCGUGGCAGCGGCGCCGGAGAAUGCAAACGCGCUGAUGGAGCUCGCGCUCGUCGACGCGCAAGGGCCAGUGAGCAUGGCGAGUGCCGAGGCGCGUGCACGUGCGAGUGCGAGUCGCUCGCUCGGCUCUGCCGACAUGCCGCUCGCGCUGCCGGACGUGUCGCCGGCGUUCCAGUGGCGCACGGACGAGGCGCUAUCGACCGUGGGCCUCGCGGAAGGCCUGCUGCGCACCGCGACGCUUGGCCACGGGUGGGACGUGCCGGAGGCGUGGCAUGCGCUCGCGCAGCUUGCGCAGCGCACAGGCCGUCCCCAGACUGUGCAACGCCGCACCCUCCUCGAGGCGCUGCGCCUCGAGGCGACGCGCCCCGUGCGCGCUUGGCAUGAGACGCAGCGCACAGGACUCCCGUAG